Xylaria bambusicola is the source of this 4716-nucleotide messenger RNA. Its product is annotated as EPSP synthase-domain-containing protein. Gene Ontology annotation, molecular function: shikimate 3-dehydrogenase (NADP+) activity; shikimate kinase activity; 3-dehydroquinate dehydratase activity. Bases 1 to 4716 code for a protein of 1571 amino acids. Gene Ontology annotation, cellular component: cytoplasm. The transcript is spliced from 2 exons. The record is from RefSeq and is a predicted model, not a curated record. Gene Ontology annotation, biological process: aromatic amino acid biosynthetic process; chorismate biosynthetic process. NCBI's taxonomy places the organism in Eukaryota, Fungi, Ascomycota, Sordariomycetes, Xylariales, Xylariaceae.
AUGGCACACGAGGUCAAUGGCUCGUCCGGCCCCACCCGAGUGAGCAUUCUCGGUAGCGACGACAUUAUCGUCGACCAUGGCCUUUGGCGCACCUUCGUAACCGAUGACCUUCUCGACAACCUCUCCUCCUCCACCUACGUUCUGAUCACCGACUCGAAUAUCAACCCCCUCUAUGUGCCGUCCUUCGAAUCCCAGUUCCGCGACGCCGUCGCCCGGCGCAAUGUCCAGUCCCGCCUGCUCACCUACACCAUCCCGCCAGGCGAGACUUCCAAGGGCCGUGAGACCAAGGCCGAGAUUGAGGACUGGAUGCUUUCCCAGCAAUGCACUCGCGAUACCGUCAUUAUCGCCCUCGGUGGCGGUGUCAUUGGCGACAUGAUCGGCUAUGUCGCCGCUACCUUCAUGCGCGGUGUGCGCUUCGUCCAAGUGCCCACAACCCUGUUGUCCAUGGUCGACUCGUCCAUCGGCGGCAAGACAGCCAUCGAUACACCCAUGGGCAAGAAUCUCAUCGGCUCCUUCUGGCAACCCCGCCGCAUCUACAUUGACCUCGCCUUCCUCGAGUCUCUGCCCGUGCGCGAGUUCAUCAACGGCAUGGCCGAGGUCGUUAAGACGGCUGCCAUAUGGGAUGAGCAAGAAUUCGUUUUCCUAGAGGAAAAUGCUGCUAAUAUCCUGGAAUCCUUCCGAGCCCCCAGUACCCCCGACGACCCUGGCGCUCGUCUACGGCCUAUCCGCUCUACUCUCAAACGCAUCGUAUUAGGCUCUGCUCGCGUUAAAGCUGAGGUUGUCUCUAAGGAUGAGAAGGAGGGUGGCCUACGAAACUUGCUUAACUUCGGCCACUCCAUCGGUCAUGCCAUUGAGGCCAUCCUUACGCCACAAGUGCUUCACGGCGAGUGUGUGGCUAUUGGUAUGGUCAGGGAAGCUGAGCUGGCUCGUUUUCUCGGUGUUUUGAAGCCUGGUGCCGUUGCCCGCUUGACCAAAUGCAUCGCGAGCUUCGAUUUGCCCACUUCGCUCCAAGACAAACGUAUAGUUAAAAUGACGGCGGGAAAACCCUGUCCCGUUGAUGUCCUCCUGGAUAAGAUGGCCGUCGACAAGAAAAACGAUGGAAGAAAAAAGAAAAUUGUGCUUCUUUCUGCUAUUGGCAAGACCUACGAGCCCAAAGCCAGCGUAGUUGAAGAUAGUGCCAUCCGCGUAGCGCUAUCACCAGCUGUUCGUGUCACGCCUGGUAUUCCCCGGGACCUGAACGUACAAGUAACGCCUCCUGGUUCCAAGAGUAUCUCGAAUCGUGCUCUCGUCAUGGCUGCACUAGGAGAAGGUACUUGUCGAGUCAAAAACCUCCUCCAUUCUGAUGACACACAGUACAUGCUGUCGGCCAUUGCCCAAUUAAACGGUGCCACGUACUCAUGGGAGGAUGCCGGAGAAGUUUUGGUUGUCACCGGAAAGGGUGGUAAGCUUCAGGCGAGCGGGGAGCCGCUCUAUCUUGGAAAUGCUGGUACAGCAUCUCGAUUUCUAACAAGUGUUGUGGCUCUCUGCAACCCCUCCAAUACCAACUCAACUGUUUUAACCGGCAAUGCGCGUAUGAAGGUUAGACCUAUCGGGCCUCUCGUAGAUGCCCUCCGAUCCAAUGGUCUCAAUGUCGAGUACUUGGAAAAGACUGGCAGUCUGCCUGUCCAGGUCGGCGCUUCUAGUGGUUUAGGUGGUGGUGUUAUAGAGCUGGCUGCGACAAUAUCAUCGCAGUAUGUUUCGUCUUUGCUGAUGUGUGCUCCUUACGCCAAAGAACCCGUGACGCUCCGCCUCGUUGGUGGGAAACCCAUCUCUCAACUGUACAUCGACAUGACGAUUGCCAUGAUGCAACAAUUUGGCAUUGCUGUGACCAAGUCCGAGAACGAACCGCAUACAUACCAUAUUCCGCAAGGUGUUUACAAAAACCCGGCUGAGUACGUUGUUGAAAGUGAUGCUAGCUCAGCAACAUACCCUCUAGCCAUCGCUGCCAUAACUGGAACUACGUGUACGGUCCCCAACAUCGGCACCAGCUCUCUACAGGGUGAUGCUCGUUUUGCAGUUGAUGUUCUGCGGCCCAUGGGAUGCACCGUCGAGCAGACAGCCACCUCGACCACAGUAACUGGCCCUGCUCCGGGUUUACUGACGGGUAUCGAGGUUGAUAUGGAGCCCAUGACGGACGCCUUCCUCACAGCAUCGGUGCUCGCUGCCGUGGCAUCGGGCAAGACUACUAUUACCGGCAUUGCCAACCAGCGCGUCAAGGAAUGCAACCGCAUUGCUGCCAUGAGAAUACAGCUGGCAAAAUUCGGCGUCCAAUGUGAGGAGCUUGAAGAUGGUAUCAUCGUCUCGGGGAGAAAGUAUCAAGACUUGACUGAGCCCAAGGGAGGCAUUUACUGUUACGAUGAUCACCGCGUUGCCAUGAGCUUCAGUGUGCUAUCUGUGCUGUCGCCACACCCUGUGGUUGUGCUUGAGCGUGAAUGCACUGCCAAGACGUGGCCAGGUUGGUGGGACGUAUUAGCGCAGUCAUUCAAGGUAGAACUAGCUGGCGACGAUACUGAGGCCCAUGAUACCAAAGCCUCCAAAGCCGAUGAUAUAGGACCCUCCGUCUUUAUCAUCGGUAUGCGUGGCGCAGGCAAGACUACUACGGGUGGUUGGAUGGCAAAGAUUCUAGGAAGACCGUUCAUCGACCUUGACGGAGAGCUCGAGAGACGAGCCGGGAUGACGAUACCGCAAAUGAUCCGUGAGAGCGGACGAGGGUGGGAAGGCUUCCGGCAAGAUGAAGUUGCGCUUCUAGCAGAUGUCAUGAAGAAGCAAGGCCGAGGGCACGUAUUUUCGUGCGGUGGCGGUAUUGUUGAAACUCCAGAGGCGAGGGAGUUGCUCAUCUCUCAUCAUCGCAACGGUGGUAUAGUCCUCCUCGUCCAUCGUGAUCUUGAACAGAUGGUAGAAUAUCUCAUGCGGGAUAAAACUCGUCCGGCAUACACGGAGGAGAUUCGUGGCGUAUACGAAAGGCGCAAACCAUUUUUUCAGGCGUGUAGCAACUAUGAGUACCAUAGCCCCUAUCUAGAUCCAUCCGGCGGUCUCCUUGAGCCACCCGCCGACUUGGUGCAAUUUGCCUCGAUCAUCGGUGGGAAGAGUACUCACUUCGACGAUGUCCAGAAGAAGAAGCCGUCCUUCUUCGUCUCGUUAACGAUGCCUAAUGUGUCUUCCGGGCUCGACAUAAUUCCAAGAGCUUGCGUUGGCUCUGAUGCGGUUGAACUCCGUGUCGAUCUACUCGAUGAUCUAUCACUGGAAUCGGUGGGCAACCAAAUCUCACUUCUCCGCUCGGCAACAAAAUUGCCCAUCGUCUUCACUGUCAGAUCUAAAUCCCAGGGCGGCCGGUUCACUUAUGAUUCCGAGGAGGAGAUACUUCCUCUGUACAGGACGGCUAUGCGUAUUGGCGUCGAGUACGUUGAUCUGGAGAUGGGUCUCUCUGAUGCUACAAUAAGGUCAAUAUUGGAGUUGCGCGGAGGGUCUACACGUGUUAUUGCCUCCCAUCACGAUCCGGAGGGUAAGCUCUCCUGGAAGAAUGGCGGCUGGCAAGCAUGGUAUAAUAGAGCGCUCGAAUACGGCGACGUAAUCAAGCUCGUCGGCGUAGCAAAGAAGAUGGACGACAACUUCGCCCUUGCCAACUUCAGGAACAGGAUGUUCGCAGCACAUGGGAAGCCCAUCAUCGCUCUCAACAUGGGCACCGUGGGCCAACUGUCCCGCAUACUGAACAGCUUCCUUACACCAGUUUCACAUCCCGACCUCCCCUUUAAGGCAGCGCCUGGGCAGCUCUCAGCGGCCGAGAUUCGCCGUGGUCUAACAUUGGUCGGAGAACUAGAGAAGAAGAGAUUCUACCUAUUCGGUAAGCCAAUCUCGUUAUCACGGUCACCGGCCUUGCAUAACGCUCUUUUCCAACAAGCGGGUUUGCCACAUGAAUACUCUCUCUUUGAGACCGAUGUUGCAAACGAUGUGCGGGAUCUAAUCCGGUCACCCGAUUUUGGUGGCGCAUCGGUCACGAUACCACUCAAACUCGAUAUCAUGCCUCUAGUAGAUGAGAUUUCGGAUAGUGCCAAAACGAUUGGCGCCGUCAACACCAUUAUACCGAUACGGUCUGAAGAGGGCAACGUUCGCCUUGUUGGUGAAAAUACCGACUGGACGGGCAUGGCCUACUCCCUGCGUGCUGCCGGACUCAUGUUGCCAGCUAACUCAGAAGACAAAACCUUUAGCGGUAUGGUAGUAGGAUCUGGUGGCACCACGCGAGCGGCUAUUUACGCGCAACACUCGCUAGGCUUCAGCCCCAUCUAUCUCGUGGCGCGAAACAAGAGCACGGUUGAGGAGAUCAUCUCCUCGUUCCCGCAGGAUUACAACCUCGUGCACGUAGAAGACGCCAGCCAUGUCCGCCAACUGCCAAGCGUCAUCAUCAGCACAGUGCCGGCCGACCGACCCGUUGACACGUCAAUGCGAGAGCUGUUGGUGUCAGUGUUGAGGCAACCACGGCAAACAGGGCGAAGUCGCAUCUUCCUCGAGAUGGCGUACAAGCCCCGACACACUCCGCUCAUGGGACUUGCAGAGGAUUCAGGCUGGAUCACGAUCCCAGGUCUCGAGGUGCUUACGUCUCAGGGAUAUUACCAGUUCCAACUCUGGACAGGCAUCACACCUCUCUUCUCAGAUGCGCGAGCAGCAGUACUGGGCGAGUAA